Messenger RNA from Panicum virgatum (switchgrass), 1371 nucleotides. RefSeq lists its product as uncharacterized. Lineage: Eukaryota; Viridiplantae; Streptophyta; Magnoliopsida; Poales; Poaceae. The transcript is spliced from 4 exons. Bases 1 to 1287 code for a protein of 428 amino acids. The record is from RefSeq and is a predicted model, not a curated record.
AUGGCCAUCAGGCUGGCCUUGGCGGCCGCCGUCCUGAUCCUGCUCGCCGUGGCAGCCACCGCCGCGCCUUCCGGCAGGCCACCCAAGGCGCAGGGGCCCAAGCACCACGACAAGCCCAAGCCAAGGAAGGUCAAGAUGGUGUUACGUUCGGGAAAUGAAAGGGAUGGUGCCAGUGGUUCGGGUGGCAACAACCACCGCAACAACGAGGACUCCCUUCCUAAUCCUCCAGUUCACCCAAACCUCGCGGACGUCCUGGCCCGACAAACUGAACUCAUGGCAACCAUAGUCAACCAGAUGGGCAAUGCCGGCAAUAAUGGUCCAAGAGCUGAGCCUCAAGUGAACAGGUUCGGAGAUUUCUUCCGCACCAAUCCACCCAUCUUCCGUGGCUCCAAGGAUCCUCUGGAUGCGGAUUUCUGGCUCAAUGUCAUUGAAGAGAAGUUUGGUCUUAUUGAAUGUGAGCCACAUGAGAAGCUCUACCCUUACUGUUCCGGCAAGCCGAUGGAGUGCCCCGCCGCCUGUCCCCAGUCAUGCUACGCCGACUGCAACUCCUGCAAGCCCGUCUGCGUGUGCAGCGUUCCCGGAGCCUGCGGCGACCCGCGCUUCAUCGGCGGCGACGGCAACGCCUUCUACUUCCACGGCCGCAGGGACGCCGACUUCUGCGUCCUCUCCGACCGCGACCUCCAGAUCAACGCCCACUUCAUCGGCAAGCGCGGCGACGGCAUGACCCGUGACUUCACCUGGAUCCAGGCCAUCGCCGUGCUCUUCGACGGCCACCGCCUCUACGUCGGCGCCCGGAAGACCGCCGCCUGGGACGACGACGUCGACCGCUUGGAGCUCGCCCUGGACGGCGAGCCCGUGCGCCUCCCGCAGGAGGCCGACGCCGCGUGGACGUCCAGCGCCGUGCCGGCCCUGUCCAUCACCCGCACCAAGGCGGCCAACGGCGUGCUGGUGGCGCUCGACGGCAGGUUCAAGAUCAGGGCGAACGCCGUGCCCAUCACCGAGGAGGAGUCCAAGGUGCACAGAUACGGCGUCACCUCCGACGACUGCCUCGCGCACCUUGACCUGGCCUUCAGGUUCGACGACCUCACCGGCGACGUGCACGGCGUCGUCGGCCAGACCUACCGCUCCGACUACGUGAACCGGUUCGACGUCAGGGCCGCCAUGCCCACCAUGGGAGGGGAGACCAACUUCACCACGUCCAACCUCUUCGCGGCCGACUGCGCCGUCGCGCGUUACGCACCUGCUGGUGCUGGUCACCACGACGAUGAUGGUGUUGCAAUGGUGUGACCGUGUGAGAGAGAGCUCGCUGGUAUCCGUAUCACCUGAGCCGGUGGCAUGGGCGGCGAGAAGGUGUGGUUGUGGUCUGCAAGA